Chara braunii is the source of this 1327-nucleotide messenger RNA. NCBI's taxonomy places the organism in Eukaryota, Viridiplantae, Streptophyta, Charophyceae, Charales, Characeae. The record is from the annotation of a GenBank genome assembly.
CGAGAGGCCGAAACAGAAACGGUACCGGUCGGUCAGUCAGUCCGGUAUAGGUCUAGUGUAGUCUACAGAGAGGUUAGUACCAUCGAUGCAGGACUUUUGGCAGUUCAUUUCUCGCGAAGCAGCGUUGGAGAAGCCAAGCAAGUUGGUGGCGGUGAUUGUCUGCAGGCGGCAUCCUGAGACCUCGCCUUCCCCCCAGCGCUGUACCUUCAUCUACUCACGGGCAGCAUCCUUUUGUUAUGAGGAUCCUGACCCGGAUCAGGAUUGUUUGGGGACUGCGCGGGCAGAGUCAGAUUAUUUGGGGACGGCGCGAGCAACAUCCUUUUGUUAUGAGGAUCCUGACCUGGAUCAGGACCCGGAGAAGGUUGAGCUUCAAGCGCUUGCGGCCUUCUUCCUUCAUCUGAAGGAACAGAAGGAAAGCAAGUCUGAUCUCAUCAUGCUUCGGCCCCUGAUCAACCGCACCAGGAUCACUGUGCUCUUGGGCUGUGGAGCCACCAGAAACUUCAUGUCUCUCAGUGCAGUUAAAAAGCUACAUCUGGGCAUGAAGGUUCAGCAGAUGCAGCAACCGCAGCAGGUGGUGGACAAGUACGUUAUUCUGAUGCAGGAGCCCUUUGGGUUACCCAACCAGCCAACCAAGCAUCACAUUGAGCUGCUGCCUGGAGCGGUCCCUCCCAAGGACCGCAUCUACAGGAUGUCCCCUGCUGAGCUUGAGGAGCUAAGAAAGCAGCUUGAGACCAUGACCAGCAAAGGCUGGAUCAGGCCUAGCACUUAUGAAUUCGGUGCACCUGUUCUCUUUGUACCGAAAGGGAACGGCGAGUUCAGAAUGUACAUUGACUACAUGGGUCUCAAUAAGAUCACUCGGAAGAGUACAGAGUCACUUCCUAGGAUCGAUGACCUUCUGGACAUGGUGCAGGGAUGUAGAGUGUUCAGCAAAGUCGACCUCAAAUCUGGCUAUCACCAAAUUGAGAUGGCAGAAGAGGAUGUUUACAAGACAACCUUCAAGACCAGGUAUUGGACUUAUGAGUUCCUGGUCAUGCCAUUCAGACUUUGCAACGCCCCAGGCACCUUCCAGACAGAGAUGCACCGCAUCUUCAAGCCUUACCUGGACAAGUUCAUGGUUGUCUACCUGGAUGACAUCUUGGUAUUCAGCCGAACUGCCAAGGAACAUGCGGAGCACUUGACUCUUGUCCUUCAGUCAUUACGUGACAGUCAGUACAAGAUCGACAGAGAGAAGUCUUCCUUUGGAUUGGAGUUCCCUCUGUUAUCUCUUUGGGUCAUGUAAUCUCUGGAGAUGGUCUGCUUCCUGAAGCAAUCAAGAUUGUUGUUAUUC